AUGCCACGGACGAAAAUACUAGGCACAAAGUUGCGUGCCGUAGCCUUAUUGUUAGGCUGGGUUCCUUUCAUAGAUGCAUACUAUUUUGCCGCCGUAAAAAGUGACCCUACGAUACCACAAGGCCUCCCAGUGUGGGGAUGGCAGCCAGUUGGUGCAGCGGAUGAUAUGGGAUGUAAAGUUGGAGGCACUCAACAGCUAGGAUGGCUUCAAGCAUUUGGUGUCUUAAACCAACAAACCCCUCCUAAUAACUGGCCAAACGGUAAUGCCGAAGGUUUCAUAUUCUACUCCGACGAAAAUUGUCACCUCGAACAAUCCGAAAAAAUACUUUAUGUUAAAUUCGACCCAAACUCUGUAAAGGCCCAGGUAGUGAACUUUCGGAACUUGCCGUGGGAACUCGAUAUCGAAACUACAAUAUCUCUCGCUGAUAGUAAAUACAAAAGUUAUCGAGAAGUCAGAGCGAACGACGCAGAUUUACAAAAAUUCCUACCGGAACAAAUUCAAGAAAUGCCUACAACAUACGUCUAUGCUGCUACACCAUACUUCGAAGAGGAAGGACGUAUGAUAUGGGGAGGAGAUGCCGUGGAAGGUGUUAUCAGUCUAAACAUCUCGCCACCACAGCAAGGAACGGCGCCUAAUCCUCGAGCUACCGUUUUCGAUGCCCUACUAUCGUUGAUGUCGGGUCUGGGGCAAGAUUUAGGUAAUCAACAACGGUUAUUACUCUACGCGGAUGAUGCGAUGCGGUCUUUAGGAUUAGGGGUGAUGCCACCCAAUGUGGGAGUCUACAAAGCGUCACCGGUGUCGAAAGUAUUGGAUUUUAACACAAUAAAUAUGAACCUGGCUCCUGAUAAUGCCAAUAAUAAUUUUUUCAACCCCAAUCAAGCACAGAACACGGGUAUGAAUAUCGAGGAGCCGGUUCAGGAGGCUCAAGAUAUCAUGCCUAGGAUUAAUCUCCCCCUUUACGGCGAUACCGAGAACAACCAGCAAAUUGAGACUAGAGGGAGAAGAAUGCGAUUCAACCAUCCUUACUUCGAAGAUUUGGAGGAAGGGUCAGAACUACAAGAGGAACAGAUUCCUGAGGGAGAACCAUUGAAUCUAGCAAAUUUCGAACCCCGUCAAGAAUAUUUUGACCCCAUUGGGGUUAUGCGCGAUUUACUUGCUAGAUGGCAGAAUGUCCUACAGGAAAAUGCAAUUAUUGAGGAAACAGCAGUACGGCGGUAUAAUCAAGAUACGAGUCAAAACACAAGAGACAGGCUCAGAGAAGCCCUCCAGUUGAUGGAUAACGGAAGAGCAUGGACUCAGAACGUGGAAGCAACUACACAAGCCUUGGUUGAUGCGCAAAGACUUUACCUAGAGGACCUUCAAGAACUCGAGGAACAGCACAAGAUAGAAGCAGGGUUAUACCAAAGCGAGCUUGAUGCGAUCCAAGAUGUCAAAUCUGAAUACGAGUCAAGUUUCGUCCCGUCCCAAGAACUCACCGCAAAAUACGAAAUGAUUGGGGCCGCAAUGAACCAGGCGCAAGAGUUGUACGAAGGUGCCGUCGAUACUUUGGAGAGACAGCAUCACCGAUAUUCGUGGGAGUACAGUCUGAAUGAAAAUGACUUUUAUGAAUACUACGUUAAAGUUUUCCGAUACUUCCGAAGAAUCGAAGUUCGGCUAAGGGUAUUGAGAGACGAGCUUGGACUCGGACCUGACAGUCCGGUGGCUAUUUAUGGACUUCGAGGUGAUGAUGAGCUUCGAGAUGAUGAUACUGGCGAGGUCUACCGACACCCUAGCAGUUACAAUGAACAGAUAGCGUUGCUCAAUCUUGGUGGCAUGGAUGAUUUUAACGUGGCACAGAAUUACGAGGAAAGCAAGGAGCAGAGCGAAGAGGGAGAGGAGAUAACUUUUCAACAGCAGCAGCAGGUUAUAAACUCAAGUCCUGAGGAGAGCGGGGAUAUGAAUUAUACGGGAGGGACGAAUGUCAACCCAGAUGCAACGGAUUUUGAUCCUGAUAGUUUGUUAUAA
Molecule: messenger RNA, 2004 nt
Organism: Orbilia oligospora ATCC 24927
Lineage: Eukaryota; Fungi; Ascomycota; Orbiliomycetes; Orbiliales; Orbiliaceae
Exons: 2
Coding region: 1-2004 (667 amino acids)
Source: RefSeq, a predicted model, not a curated record